This is a messenger RNA of Penaeus monodon (black tiger shrimp), 381 nucleotides long. RefSeq names its product vegetative cell wall protein gp1-like. The record is from RefSeq and is a predicted model, not a curated record. The transcript is spliced from 2 exons. The coding region runs from base 1 to 381 and encodes 126 amino acids. NCBI's taxonomy places the organism in Eukaryota, Metazoa, Arthropoda, Malacostraca, Decapoda, Penaeidae.
AUGACUCUCCUAUUCAACAAUUUUCCCUUGCUCAUGACUCUCCUUUCUCCACGACACUCCUUACCCCACGACUCUCCUUUCCCCACGACUCCUUCCUCCAGCGACGUGGUGGUGGUGGAGGCAAUUCCUAAGAAUACGCCCAAACCACCACCAUCGUACUGUCCUCAGCCAUCACCUAUCACCACAAGCCCUGCACCAGAAUCCUUAACGUAUCCUCAGCCAUCACCAUCGUAUGAUCCCCAACCACCACCCCUACCCCCACCACCACCUCCAUCGCCACCCCCAGCCCGAUCCCCAUCACCACAACCACCAUCACCAUCAGGGGCGCCGCGGCAGGGAGGAGCGGGUGCAGCGGGUAGCAGCAGUGAGGCCAUCACGUAG